Entrophospora sp. SA101 is the source of this 359-nucleotide messenger RNA. The record is from the annotation of a GenBank genome assembly. NCBI's taxonomy places the organism in Eukaryota, Fungi, Glomeromycota, Glomeromycetes, Entrophosporales, Entrophosporaceae.
AUAAUAACUCCGAUUCUGGGGAUUCCUCGUCUGAAGUUGAAUCUGAUCAUAGUUUUGAUGUACACAAAUCAGGUACGAUUAUCGACUCACAAAUUCGAAAAAUUAUUCUAGCUAUGUUUAACGAUCCAGAGGUUAUAGAAACGAUUAAAAACAAUAUUAAUAAUACGAAUUUAUCUAUGACUCGAAGAGUCGUCCCUAAAGGGCCUGCAAAACCUGACUUUAUAAAUUAUCGAGAGCCGACUCCAGAAAUACCCGAAUCAGAUGACGAAGAGGAGACGCUGAACGAUCCUAUGGAGAUAGAUUUUGUUCGAAGAAAGGAACCUACCACAAGCCUUGCAACUAUACCAACAUCUAUAUAA